UGUGGCUUUACUAGCAAACAAGCAAUGUCAUCUAAUGAACAAGAAAGGCUCUUCUGUUAUAAUGGAGAAGUCCUUGUUUUUCGUUUGUCUAAAGGAAAUUUUGUAGAUGAAGGGCCUACAAAAACACCUGUGUUACUACAUGUCAGAAGAAUGGUAUUUGACAGAGGAACAGGAGUAUUUGUUCAGAAAUCCACUGGAUUCUUUAGCAUAAAAGAAGAAUACUCUCAUUUAAAAAUUAUGGGUUGCGACUGUGUUUCAGAUUUCAGAACUGGAAUUAAUCUGCCUUAUAUUAUGAUACAGUGCAUUAAAGAGAGUAACAUUUUCAGAUAUUUUCUACUAUUUCUUCACAGUACCAAUAAAUUUGAAAAGCGUUUGAGUUUUGAACUACACUGUGAGUUGAAGGACAGCGUAAGGGUCCUUAAUGGCCCUUUAGUUUUAUGGAGAUGUGUCCAAACAUUCUUUUAUAUCUCUUCCCAAACUGGCAAAGUUGUUACUGUGUCCAUUAAGUUUUCCUCUAUUGAGUGGACAGGGGAGAUUGAAAAUGUAGGUAUGGUUUUGUUAGGACGAAAGAGAUGUUACUUAUCUGAGGAAGGAUGUAACCCACAGCCUUCAAAAUCAGAUUAUGCAACUUGGAAUACUCAAUUUUGUGUAUACUCCCUUGAAAGGGGAGAAGUAAUAAGUGAUACAUACAUUAUCCCUCCUGCUUAUACCAGUGUGAUAACAUGUGUGCAUGUCUGUGCAACUGAGAUUGUCAACAAGCGGUUAAGAAUGUCUCUGAUUGCUCUUACUCAAAAGAAUCAGCUGAUUUCAUUCCAAAAUGGGACUCCUAAAAGUGUGUGCCAGCUUCCAUUUGAAGAUCCUUGUGCAGUUCAACUUAUGGAUUCAGGUGGAGGAGACCUCCUUUUCGUCAUAUUCUUUAGGGCCAGUGAUGCUUGUGCUGUUUGGGAAAAGAACUUUCAGGUUGCUGCUAAGUGGGAGAAAGUUAGCUCAGUGCUGAUAGAUGACUUUCUUGGAACUGGAACUGAACAAGUACUGCUACUUUUUAAGGACCCCUUGAAUUCAGAUUGCCUCAGUUCCUUUAAAAUAACAGACCUGGACAACUUAAACUAUUCAAGUGAAACAUUGGAUUACAAUGAAGAUGACUUAUUUGAUGGCAAAAAGAAUUAUUUGGUGGUUCCACCUCUGGAAAGAAGAUUGAAAGUUGGUUUGGUUUCUGUUCAGGAAUUACAGCAACAUCUCUUGCUUAAGGAAAAAAUUAUUUCAAAAUCUUACAAGGCUUUAAUGAACCUGUUUCAAGGGAAAGAUGAUAGUACAUCAAGUGCACAGGAGGAAUGUCUUGCCACUCUUUGUGGUGAAGAAGAAAAUCCUGUCUAUACCUUUGAUGAAAAGUUAUCAGAUAAUUUUCAAGAUUCAGAACAGCUAGUAGAGAAUAUAUGGUAUCGUGUAAUAGAAGAUAGCUUGGUUGUUGGAGUGAAAACCACAUCUUCUUUGAAGGUGUCCCUGAAUCAUGCGACUUUAUCGCUGUCAAUGGAUCAAGCCCCUAACUCCAGCUUUCUGCUCAUUAAGUGUCAAAGUAGGGUGAUCAAGUUGAGUAGGAAAUGUUCGCCAGUACCAAGGUCAGUGCCAUAUGAAAUAGGAUCAGAGGUAAAAAAAAUCAAGUUGAGUGUUGAUAGUGAGGAAGAAGGGAAAGAGGAAAGCAUUGUUUGUGUACAACCAUCUGAGAAAGAGUAUGUGCAGAUGAUUACUGCUGUAACAUCUCUUUCGCCACUUUUAGCAUUCAGUAAUUUUUGCUGCAUUGUGCUGCUACAAAUUAGAGAGAGAGAGAAUGAUAACCAUUCUGCAGCUCGUUAUGUUCAGUGUGGCAGAAUUUUUUUAAGUCUAGAAGAUCUUUCAAGUGGGAAAUACCUGCUGACAUUUCCAAAGAAGAAACCUAUAGAACACAUGGAAGAUCUCUUUGCGCUUCUCGCGGCCUGGCAGAGAACUUGUUUUCAAAUCAUAUCACCCAGCUAUGCUCUGAAUUCAAUGAAGGUAUGGCUCUUAGAACACAUGGAAUGUGAAGUUAUCAAAGAAUUUCCAGAAAUUUGCUUUUGCAAAAGGCCAGGAAGCUUCUAUGGGACACUCUUCAACUGGAAACAAAGAACACCAUUUGAAGGGAUUUUAGUAGUCUAUUCCAGGAAUCAAACAGUUUUGUUCCAGUGCCUUCAUAAUCUCAGCAGAGUUCUCCCUAUAAACAGUUUCUUCAAAAAUCUAAAAUUAGGAAGUGAGGAUUUCCUACUUGGUCAUUUAGCAUUAGCUUUGGAGAAGGAAUUGGUUACCCUUGGUUCUUUUUCUUCUGCCUUAGUUAAGGUUGAAAGCAACUUGGUGCAGAAUUGUGAAGCAAGCAGUGAAAAGAGUAGUGGUGAUGUGGCUGCUUUAUCAGACACAGAGGAAAGCAUCCAUCGCUACAGAAAAGAACUUCAGAGAGAAAAAAAGCAAAUGUUGGGGACAAACCUAAAAGUGAGUGGUGCCCUUUACAGAGAAAUGACUUUGAAAUGCGCUGAGAUUCAGCUGAAAUCAGACCUUGCUGCCCAGAAAGUGACUGAUUUAUAAUUACAAUCUCAGCUUGGUUAUAUUUUAGAAUAUUUUUCCCUGCCAGAAUGUU
Molecule: messenger RNA, 2641 nt
Organism: Mesoplodon densirostris (Blainville's beaked whale)
Lineage: Eukaryota; Metazoa; Chordata; Mammalia; Artiodactyla; Ziphiidae
Product: Fanconi anemia group B protein-like
Exons: 1
Biological process (GO): positive regulation of double-strand break repair via homologous recombination; negative regulation of double-strand break repair via homologous recombination; interstrand cross-link repair
Cellular component (GO): Fanconi anaemia nuclear complex
Source: RefSeq, a predicted model, not a curated record